Molecule: messenger RNA, 907 nt
Organism: Silurus meridionalis
Lineage: Eukaryota; Metazoa; Chordata; Actinopteri; Siluriformes; Siluridae
Product: proteasome subunit beta type-6-like
Exons: 6
Coding region: 59-760 (233 amino acids)
Cellular component (GO): proteasome core complex
Molecular function (GO): threonine-type endopeptidase activity
Source: RefSeq, a predicted model, not a curated record
AGUGCGCAUAUGUAGGGACUAAGACGCUGCUUGGGACGCAGGCGGUUAGUGAGCUAAGAUGGCGGCGUGUAUUACAGCGAGCCGGCGCGGGGAGACUCUUUAUUCUACUCAAAAUGAUCUGGUGCCGGAAUGGCAAAGGCAAGAAGUCAGCACAGGGACCACCAUCAUGGCGGUGGAGUUUGAUGGCGGUGUGGUGAUCGGAGCAGACUCUCGUACCACCACUGGAGCCUACAUUGCAAACCGAGUGACUGAUAAACUCACCCCGAUCCACGACCGUAUCUUCUGCUGCCGCUCGGGAUCUGCGGCCGACACUCAGGCCAUCGCAGAUGCCGUCAGCUACCAGUUGAGCUUUCACAGUAUCGAGCUGGAUGAACCCCCGCUGGUGCAGACGGCAGCAAACCUGUUCAAGCACAUGUGCUACAGGUACAGAGAAGAGCUGAUGGCUGGGAUCAUCGUAGCAGGUUGGGACAAACGGAGAGGAGGACAGGUGUACACCGUGCCGAUGGGGGGGAUGCUGGUGAAGCAGCCCGUGUCUGUGGGCGGAUCCGGAAGCUCGUACAUUUACGGAUUCGUCGACUCCAACUACAGGAGCGGCAUGACCAAAGAGGAGUGUUUACGCUUCACAGCAGAGGCUUUGGCUCUUGCUAUGGAAAGGGAUGGAUCCUCAGGGGGCGUGGUCAGACUGGCAGCCAUCACAGAGGCGGGGCUUGAGCGCAGUGUCAUUCUGGGAAAUCAGCUGCCCAAAGUUCCCACUUCCUAAAAACCCUAGUGUGUUUUCCGUUAGUUAUUUCUCUUCACACCCGUACCGCAUUAUUUUCCAGUAUUGUUUCACACACUACCACACCGGAGCGAACGCCGUCAUGUUUUUUCACACUUAUUGGAAAUAAAAAACGAUUCUGAACCACAA